This is a messenger RNA of Phyllostomus discolor (pale spear-nosed bat), 10882 nucleotides long. RefSeq names its product pappalysin 1 (gene PAPPA). The record is from RefSeq and is a predicted model, not a curated record. Gene Ontology annotation, molecular function: metallopeptidase activity. The transcript is spliced from 22 exons. NCBI's taxonomy places the organism in Eukaryota, Metazoa, Chordata, Mammalia, Chiroptera, Phyllostomidae. The coding region runs from base 465 to 5342 and encodes 1625 amino acids.
AGGGGAGGGGAGAUUGGGGGGGAGAAGGGGGCUGUGGCUUGUGUUAUAAAGGACGCAAAAAAUAAAUAAAUUAGAGCAUCUUUUGGGGGGAGGGAAUUCAGCGGAGCAGUGUCUUAGAGGAGCUUUUUUUUUUUUUGGUAGAGCGAGAAAUCAUAUAAAAUAAAAUGAAAUAAAACAAGGAGGAAGGCAACCAGCUGUUAGGGGGGGAAAUAAGGCAGAUAAAGGAGCGGGGAGAGAAAUUAAUUGCCAACCAGGAGGAGUUGGGCUGUAUUUUUCAAAGGUGGGGGGAGUGGAGCACACACCUUGAGGAGGAAAGCGAGAAAGAAAAGAAAAAAGCAAGUGGAAGGGGGGGCUCGCCCAAGAAGGGUGAAGAAGCGAAGAAAGUCGAGGCGCCGAGGCUCCCAAAGCUGGCAGCUCCGGGCGGCGGUGCAGGGGCGAAGGGGGGGGGGGGGGGACCGUCGGACAUGCGGCUCUGGAGUUGGGUGCUGCGCCUGGGGCUGCUAAGCGCCGCGCUGGGCUGCGGGCUGGCCGAGCGCCCCCGCCGGGCCCGGAGAGACCCGCGGGCCGGCCGCCCCCCGCGCCCCGCCGCCGGGCCGGCCACCUGCGCCACCCGGGCGGCCCGCGGCCGCCGCGCCUCGCCGCCGCCGCCGCCGGGCGGUGCCUGGGAAGCCGUGCGCGUCCCCCGGCGGCGGCAGCAGCGGGAGGCGCGGGGCGCCGCGGAGGAGCCGAGCCCGCCGAGCCGGGCGCUCUAUUUCAACGGUCGAGGCGAUCAGCUGCGCCUCCGGGCCGACCUCGAGCUGCCCCGGGACGCGUUCACGCUGCAAGUGUGGCUACGAGCGGAGGGGGGCCAGAGGUCUCCAGCGGUGAUCACAGGGCUGUAUGACAAGUGUUCUUAUACCUCACGUGACCGAGGAUGGGUCGUGGGCAUUCACACCGUCAGUGACCAAGGCAACAGAGACCCACGCUACUUUUUCUCCUUGAAGACAGACCGGGCCCGGCAAGUGACCACCAUCAAUGCCCACCAAAGCUACCUCCCAGGCCAGUGGGUAUUCCUAGCUGCCACCUACGAUGGGCGGCUGAUGAAGCUCUAUGUGAACGGGGCCCAGGUGGCAACCUCUGGGGAGCAGGUGGGUGGCAUAUUCAGCCCAAUGACCCAGAAGUGUAAAGUGCUCAUGUUGGGGGGCAGCACCCUGAAUCAAAACUUCCGGGGCUACAUCGAACGCUUCAGUCUGUGGAAGGUGGCCAGGACUCAGCGGGAGGUGCUGCUGGACAUGGAAACCCAUGGCCUCCACCCUCCUCUACCUCAGCUCCUCCUCCAGGAGAACUGGGAGAAUGUGAAGCGCGCCUGGUCCUCCACAAAGGAUGGCAACAUCCCCCAAGUGGAAUUCAACAGUGCCCACAGCUUCCAGCUGGACACAAGUUUGGAGCCCCCUCUGUGUGGGCAGACAUUGUGCGACAAUGCAGAAGUCAUCGCCAGCUACAACCAGCUCCCACGGUUCCGCUGGCCCAAGGUGGUGCGCUACCGCGUGGUCAACCUCCACGAUGACAACCAUGAGAACCCCACGGUGAGCCACCAGCAGAUCGACCUCCAGCACCAGCAGCUGGCCGAGGCCUUCCAGCACUACAACAUCUCCUGGGAGCUGGAGGUCCUGGAGGUGAACAAUUCUUCUCUGCGUCAGCGCCUCAUCCUGGCCAACUGCGACAUCGGCAAGAUUGGGGAUGAGACCUGUGACCCAGAGUGCAACCACACGCUGACUGGCCACGACGGCGGGGACUGCCGCCCCCAGCGCCGCUCCACCUCCGAGAGGAAGCCGCAGAACGGGGUGUGUGACCUGGACUGUAACUACGAACGGUUCAACUUUGAUGGAGGAGAGUGCUGCGACCCUGAGAUCACCGACGUCACCAAGACCUGCUUUGAUCCAGACUCUCCACACAGAGCAUACUUGGAUGUCAAUGAACUGAAGAGCAUUCUUAGACUGGAUGGAACAACACACCUCAAUAUCUUCUUUGCAAACUCCUCGGAGGAGGAAUUGGCAGGAGUAGCCACUUGGCCAUGGGACAAGGAGGCCCUAUUGCCCUUAGGUGGCAUUGUCUUGAACCCCUCUUUCUACGGAAUUCCGGGGCAUACCCACACCAUGAUCCAUGAGAUCGGGCACAGCCUGGGCCUCUACCACAUCUUCCGAGGCAUCUCGGAAAUCCAGUCUUGCAGUGACCCCUGCAUGGAGACCGAGCCCUCCUUUGAGACCGGAGACCUCUGCAGCGACACCAACCCGGCCCCGAAAUACAAGUCCUGCGGUGACCCGGGGCCAGGAAAUGACACCUGUGGCUUUCAUAGCUUCUUCAACACUCCUUACAACAACUUCAUGAGCUACGCAGAUGACGACUGCACUGACUCCUUCACGCCCAAUCAAGUCGCCAGAAUGCACUGUUACCUGGACCUGGUGUACCAGAGCUGGCAGCCCUCCAAGAAGCCGGCGCCUGUCGCCCUCGCUCCCCAGAUUGUGGGCCACACAACCGAGUCCGUGACGCUGGAAUGGUUCCCACCCAUCGAUGGCCACUUCUUUGAAAGAGAAUUGGGAUCAGCAUGUGACCUCUGCCUGGAAGGGAGAAUCCUGGUGCAGUACGCCUACAACGCCUCUUCCCCAAUGCCCUGUGGCCCAUCAGGACACUGGAGUCCCCGGGAAGCAGAAGGUCAUCCAGAUGUUGAACAGCCCUGUAAGUCCAGUGUCCGCACCUGGAGCCCAAAUUCAGCUGUCAACCCACACACAGUCCCUCCAGCUUGCCCUGAGCCACAGGGCUGCUACCUUGAACUGGAAUUCCGUUACCCUUUGGUCCCUCAGUCUCUGACCAUCUGGGUGACCUUUGUCUCCACUGACUGGGACUCCACUGGGGCUGUCAAUGACAUCAAACUGUUGAGUACUACAGGGAAGAACAUCUCCCUGGGCCCUCAGAAUGUCUUCUGCGAUAUUCCAUUGACUGUCAAACUCCGGAAUGUGGACGAGGAGAUAUACGGCAUCCAGAUCUACACGCUGGAUGAACACCUGGAGAUUGAUGCUGCCAUGUUGACCUCCAUUGCAGACAGCCCACUCUGCCUUGAGUGUAAGCCCCUGCAGUACAAGGUGGUCCGGGACCCUCCUCUCCAGGUGGACGUGGCCUCCCUCCUGCAUCUCAACAGAAGAUUCACAGACAUGGAUCUGAAUGUUGGCAGCGUGUACCAGUACUGGGUCGUCACCGUCUCCGGAAGCGAGGAAAGUGAGCGGUCACCUGCUGCCGUGUACACUCACGGAAGUGGGUACUGUGGCGAUGGCAUUAUCCAGAAAAGCCAAGGCGAAGAAUGCGAUGACAUGAAUAAGAUCAACGGUGAUGGCUGCUCCCUUUUCUGCCGCCAGGAAGUUUCCUUCAAUUGUGUUGAUGAACCCAGCCGGUGCUAUUUCCAUGAUGGUGAUGGGGUAUGUGAGGAGUUUGAACAAAAAACUAGCAUCAAGGACUGUGGCGUCUACACGCCCCAGGGGUUCCUGGAUCAAUGGGCAUCCAAUGCUUCAGUUUCCCAUCAGGACCAGCAGUGCCCAGGCUGGGUCAUCAUUGGCCAGCCAGCAGCAUCCCAGGUGUGUCGAACCAAGGUGAUCGAUCUCAGUGAGGGCAUUUCCCAGCAUGCCUGGUAUCCUUGCACCUUCAGCUACCUAUACUCCCAGCUGACUCAGACCACUUUCUGGCUCCGGGCAUACUUUUCUCAGCCAAUGGUUGCUACAGCUGUCAUUGUCCACCUGGUGACCGAUGGGACCUAUUACGGGGACCAAAGGCAGGAAACCAUCAGCAUCCAACUGCUUGACACCAAAGAUCAGAGCCACGAUCUAGGCCUCCAUGUCCUGAGCUGCAGGAACAAUCCCCUGAUUAUCCCUGUGGUCCAUGACCUCAGCCAGCCCUUCUACCACAGCCAGGCGGUACGUGUGAGCUUCAGUUCACCCCUGGUCGCCAUCUCGGGGGUGGCCCUCCGCUCCUUCGACAGCUUUGACCCCGUCACCCUGAGCAGCUGCCAGAGAGGGGAGACCUACAGCUCUGCGGAGCAGAGCUGCGUGCACUUUGCAUGUGAGGCCAACGACUGUCCGGAGCUGGCCGUGGAGAAUGCCUCUCUCAACUGCUCCAGCAGUGACCACUACCAUGGCGCCCAGUGCACCGUGAGCUGCCAGACAGGCUACGUGCUCCAGAUACGGCGGGACGACGAGCUGAUCAAGAGCCAGACGGGACACAGCAUCACAGUGACCUGCACCGAGGGCAAGUGGAACAAGCAGGUGGCAUGUGAGCCUGUGGACUGUGGCAUCCCCGACCAAUAUCACGUCUAUGCUGCCGUCUUUUCCUGCCCUCAGGGCACCACCUUUGGCAACAGAUGCUCCUUCCACUGUCGUCACCCAGCGCAGCUGAAAGGCAACAACAGCCUCCUGACCUGUAUGGAGGAUGGGCUGUGGUCCUUCCCGGAGGCCCUGUGCGAGCUCAUGUGCCUGGCUCCGCCUCCGGUACCCAACGCAGAACUGCAGACCACCCGGUGCCGAGAGAACAAGCACAAGGUGGGCUCUUUCUGCAAGUACAAGUGCAAACCUGGAUACCAUGUGCCCGGCUCCUCUCGGAAGUCAAAGAAACGGGCCUUUAAGACUCAGUGUACCCAAGACGGCAGCUGGCAGGAGGCAGCUUGUGUUCCUGUGACCUGCGACCCUCCUCCACCAAAAUUCCACGGGCUCUACCAGUGCACAGAUGGCUUUCGGUUCAACAGCGAGUGUAGGAUCAAGUGUGAAGACAGCGAGGCUGCCCAGGGACGUGGGAGCAACGUCAUCCACUGCCGGAAAGAUGGCACCUGGAGUGGCUCCUUCCAUGUCUGCCCGGAGAUGCAAGGCCAGUGCUCGGUCCCGAGCCCGCUCAACAGCAACCUCAAACUGCUGUGUCCCGAAGGCUAUGCCAUAGGGUCCGAGUGUGCCACCUCAUGCCUGGACCACAACAGCGAGUCCAUCAUCCUGCCAGUGAAUGUGACCAUACGAGACAUCCCGCACUGGCUGAACCCCACCCGGGUGGAGAGAGUUGUCUGCACGGCUGGUCUCAAGUGGUACCCUCACCCUGCCCUGAUCCACUGUGUCAAAGGCUGUGAGCCCUUCAUGGGAGACAAUUACUGUGAUGCCAUCAACAACAGAGCCUUCUGCAACUACGACGGUGGGGAUUGCUGCACAUCCACGGUGAAGACCAAAAAGGUCACGCCCUUCCCUAUGUCCUGUGACCUAAAAGGUGACUGUGCUUGUCGGGACCCCCAAGCCCGAGAGCACAGCCGGAAAGACUUCCGGGGAUACAGCCAUGGCUAAGGAAAGACAAGGAGUUGUCAAAGAAUUCCCACCGCCAGGACCCACAUCCCUUUGGUAUUGAUUUCACAGUCAGCUGCUCAAUGGAAUGGCCUCUCCACACCAGGGAUCCUUAGCACCUAACCGGUCUGCCUUUAAUUUCACCCAGGAAGGACUCAUAGUGGGGGCGCAUGAACCAAGUCUCGCCAUGUUGAAUAAUGGAAUGGAAUCCCAUCCCAAAGUCUUAGAUGGAUUACAUAUACUGCGUGCAGUCCCAGAGCCUCCUCAAAUCCUAACCAAUUGUCACACGACCACAGCAAGGAAAAUGUUCUCUAUCUAGGAGCGUGCACUUCUGUGGCUAGUACACAUGCAUGCAUAUGCACCCAUACAAACAUCUGUGUGAGGGCAGUUUUGGAGACUGAGCAGAGAGAGACUAGAACAAAGUCAAUGUUUCCUUUCCCAAGCUCCUAGCCAACACUGUCCUUGGGAGAAAGGAGCUUACAGAAACUGCUGAGACCAAGUGUUGAGAUGCUAACAUAGUUCACACCUUGAGGCUUGGAAUAUGUAGGGCGUGCACCAUGGUGUGUUCCUUUGGGAUCAGAAAUGAAAUUGUCUCUGAUCACCUACCUUCUAGGAAAGUAGGACCCAGGAAGACAUAAAGAAUCCAAAGUAUACAAAACCCCGUCCCCCAAUUUUUCUGCUGCCAUGGGGGAUUUACCCCAACUCCAGGGUUUGAGGCCAAGCUGGAAAUGGCUUAGGAUUGCAAUAUCAAGGUAUUAUAAGAGCCCCCUGCUUGAGGCUUGAGGCCAAUAUCCCUCCAGAACCCACCCAUUCCCCAAAUCUUGCCUUGGGACCACAUUUGCUGCUACUUUUCCUGCUGCUCUAUCCUAUACAUUGAGUACCCCAAGAUCGUAAGACUAGGGUUAGGAAAACCCCCAUACAACCAAACAGUCUGCCUUAAAAGUGACCCACAUUUCCCUACAGCUCCUUACUUCCUAGCCCUUCAGCAAAAGAAAAACCCUCAUUGGCCACAUGGUGAGAAGUUAAGUCCCCUAUCAUUGGGCUUCUCACCCUGGCAGGGAGUUGAGGGACUUAAGAUGCUGGAACCCUCACUGAUAGUCCACCAUGUCUAAGCCAGUGUUAGAUUUUACAGCCAAGUGGAACAGUGUUAAAUUUCUGUGAUGUUGGGGCCAUCCGGGGACUGUUAGAGUGGAGGGGACUCCUGAGCUAUUGUGCUUGACCAAGCCUUCCUGUCCCUCCAGGCUAAAGCAGCCUUUGGUCCUGAGGACCUCACUGUGGCCCCGAGUAGCUAUACUUCUGGACAGAGAAUCAUCUUGGAUAGGAUCUAGACAGUGUGUGUUCCAGAGGGCCAGCAGAGGGAAGUCCAAGAGUUCUCACCCUCAGUCCCCAGCAACCCCACAUGGCCAUGAUGUUUUCUACAGUCUUCCAUCCGCCAGUGCUCCCACCCACACCUGUGGCUGGGCCACCCUUCCCUCUCUCCCACACUCAGCCUCCAAAAGUUCAGAGUAGGUUAGUCGAACCAAUGUGGAAGCCUCUACCUGUUUGGGGCCCUCUUUGCCUCUUUUUAGCCAGUUACCAUCCACUCCUUUAGAUUAAUGUUGGGAGGGAUUAAUGCAGAAUGAGGUGGAGAGAAUGGCUAAGUUGGAUAUAAUUUCUCAGACCUGGAACUCAGAAAGCGAGGCGAUGGGAGUCUACACUAGAUGUGUGGCAUAAAGAUCGCUGUAGAUCAAGUCAUCUCAAGCCUAGAGAAGACAACCAACAAAAACAGUCUAGCACAGGAAUGGAAAAUACCAGGCACGUGUGCUUGCCCCUCCUCACUCCUGCUUCCAAGGCAGGCUUUGUUCAUCAGUUGUAGCCCUUCUUCCUGUGGGGACCAAAACUAGCUUCAGAAAGCUUCUUGCUAUAUCACUCCCAACAGCAAUUACCUGCUGAUCAGGAACACCUGAGAAGACAUUUAUUGGCCAUCUGCGGUCUGUUCUAUUUUAAAAAAAACUAUCAAGGUGCUUUUUGCACAGGUGCCCACAAAUAAGGAUGCAGUGCAGAGAUUUGUGUGGUUUGUACUAUGUUACAAACUUGGAGAUUGAGUUCCAGAAUGGAGAGACUACCACCCUUGUUAAGGCCAGGCUCAAAUUCCUUGUUUCUUCCUUAUAAAUUCAUGUUUUUAUUCAAGACCAUUUUUUUUCUAUAAUUACCAGGGCCAAUCGUUAGCAAAAUAAGAAUUAUAAUAGAAGCAUUCAUCCCAUUUGGUACCCUUCUCCAGUGUCUAAGAGCUCUUCCCAACUCUUAAAUCCCCUCUCUUACUCGAGCUGAGUUAUCAUCCUGUGUGGUGCUAGCAAGAAGGUACGAACUGCGACAGGUAACUUUGACAGCCCUCCCUGUUGCUUUAUUACAACAAUAAGUAACUCGAAAAGCCUUGGAGACCUGAAGACAACAUUACUAAUGGUGGGGUUGCAGGAACCACAGAAAAAUGGUUCCUCUUAAAAUGACUUUCAUCCUCUUUCUUCCUUCAGUCUAACCCUUAUUAUCUAUCCCACAUUCUCCAGAUGAGCAAAGUUUCCAGAAGGCUGACUUCUAGCUUCAGAUUCACAGACUGAGUUGAGCCCUCUGAGCAGACAUCCACCCAGUCUCCUUAUCAUCAUCAUUGAGACCUGUUACAAAUUUAUAUUUGCCACGAUUGUGAGAUGUGAGGCUACUUGAUUGACGGCCAGCCUCGUGCCCACAUGGACAGUGUAAUUAAUAGCCCUUUUCAACCCGUAGUAGGGGUGGGUCUACUUUAUUUGUGCAGUGCACUGGUACCCAGUUUCAUUUUCUUUCUGGGAACAAACUCAUUGUCUCGUCCUUCCUAUCAUCUCCUGUUUAGGACGAUGGAAUACUCACAAGGAGGCAGCUCAGUGCUUGAGGGUUCCGGGUGUGAAGGGUUAGCCAGUUAGCAGCAAGAAUGAAAAGAUGAGGCAGACAGUCCUCUAAGCUCUCUCUUAGGAAGCCUUUUUAAGCCACAACCCUGACUGCCCGCCCAGAGGACUUGCAUGACCCCCACCCCUGAUUCUGUGCCAACCCCCUCCUAGGGAAGACAGUCCUGGAGAAGUGCGUUUGGUUGGCUGAUCAGAUGUCAUGGAAGGGAGAGAUCAGCGGUCAUAAACUGUAGGGCUUUGAAGAUGGAGGGUGUCAGCUGCUACUCUUGGCUUCAGCAUGUUGAGUCGCUGCCUAGACAAUUCUCUUGGUCCUAGUCCCACCUUGGCCAGUGCUUAAAUGCUAUUUGUUGAAAGUAAUUCUUUGAGACAGAUUUCAGCUACCUCCCUUCCAGGUUUGAUUGAACUUGGUUGUAACUGUCCAUUUGUUAUAGGUCUUACCUGUGUUAGGAAGGAAGGACAAAAGGAAGGAAGGAAGGCAGGCAAGCCAUAUUUUCAAGUUACCAGUUUUGAAUAUUUGUGUUUUUUUUCUGGAACUACUUCAAGUACAAAAAAAAAAAGAAAUUGAUGGUGACAAAACUGUACAGAUAGAAAUUCACAGAACACAAGGAGAUUAAAAGGAAAUAAAUAUGCAUGAUUAAAAAUAAGAAUUUUUUUAAAAAAUAUUUUUGUGCUUCCUAAAGAAAAUUGCUUAUUCUACAGACUGAGUAGGUAGACAUAAGUGUAACAAUUUCCAUAGCAAGAGAUGUAGUGUGGGAUUUUAUAAAGCUGUCUGUUAUUUUAUGUACAUUGUGGUAGGUCCAGGAAAUAAGACAUCUUCCCCUUAAUGUGUAGUUGUUGCUGGGGAAGUGUUUUGUCUGUUUGUUUGGUGGCAAUCCGUGUUAGUAGGGAGUGGGAGGGCUUGCAAUUGGUUUUACCAAAUACUAAGGGGACAUAUUGUGUUGUGCUUUUCACAUUAUAAAAUGUGUGUAUCUACCGGUAGAGCACUUGGCUUUAUAAGACUGCACUUAGAACCACACUGCACAGUCCACUUUCCUACAAAGCUGCUACAUGACCAGACAGGUGAUUCCCAUGGGUUUUGAGAAUCAAAACAAAAAAUAAACCAAGCAAACAACAAACAUAAAAAUGAAAUAGCACAUGAAUAAGAGCCUGCUCUUUUUAAAAUCUUUCAGGUUUUGCCAAAUUCCUACCAGUUGUUUGAGCUUUAAAGGACAAGACAGGAACUCUAUCCCUGGAGUAAGAACCUAGAAAUCUUGAUUCCAGGCAGCAGUUUGCUUAGGGAUCUUGAACAAGUCAUCAGAUUGCCUCUCCAUUUGCCUCAGUUUCUCUAGCUGCAAAAUGGGGAUAAUACUACUUAACCUACCUCACAGGGGGAGUUGUGAGGCCCUGAGGUUUUAAGUGGGUGACGGCAAUCUGGGGGAGCCAAGGCUGGGCACCAAGGCCACAGGUUCCCUUCCAAGAAGGCACCGGCCACUGGCCCUUAAGAAAGACAGCGAGUGCUCGCUCAUUUGAUAGUUCAGGGAGCAACGCAGGAGCUCCUGGAUGACCAUCCAUGUUAGCAGAGAGGCUUGUACUGGGGAAUAUUUCAUUCUUGGGUACAUUGGACUUUUCCCGCUUAUUCUGGCCUUCACCAGUUCUAUGAUUGGACUAAAAGCCAAUUACUUCCUGUAAAGUAAAAGUCCGUUCACUGUCAUCUGUUCAGUACUUCCAGGCCAUUCCCAACUUUACAGAGGGAGGGAGCCCCUAAAACCUCCUCUCCUCAGACUUAAACUUCAACAUUGAGUGUUCCGUGGGAAGAGCUGGCUUUCUGAGUGCAGACAUCUUGGGGCUCCUUAAACCACACACCAGCAGUCAGUGAGGAGGAUUUCGAACAAUUAUCGAGUUGCUUUUUUGGGUCUCUAUAAUCAAUAACCUGUCCACAGAUAUCUAUCUAUAUAAAGAUAUUAUAUAUAAAUAUAAAUUUACAUAUAUAUGCACAUGUAUAUAGAGUUGUACAUAUAUGUGUGUGUAUAUAUACUUAAAUGUAAUAUUUACAAAAUAAAACUGUGAUCUCGUCUAGAGAAAAUGUAUUCAUAUUACAAACUGCUCUUCCAUAUUUAUGUAUCACAUUAUACCUUUUUAUUAUUGUUAUAAUUAUUAUGGGUAUUUUUAAUUGUUAUGAUGCUGAAAUCUGUUUGGCACCUUCUGGAAACUACCAAAAAAAAAUAACUCUCCACUGAAGUGCUUAAAAUCUGUUCUCAUGAGAAUUCUACUGGCCUACUAUGAAAAAGGAAAAAAAAAUCUAAAAACCAAAACACAAUUCCAAUCCUUUUUCUGUACCUCACGCGCAUAAAUUUGCUGCUCCUAUUUUGGUUUUUUUCCUGUUUAUGUAUUUUUAUGGAUCUAAGUUAAGUCUCUUAGCAAUAUAUAAAAAUGUAAAUAGUAAACUUUAUUUAUUAAGAAUGUCAUCUUUUUUAAUUUAUAUUUACACAAUUGUUCAUCUAAUUUAUUUUUUCUAUACAGUUUUAAAUACUCAGACAUAUUUUGCUGUUCAUGAUAUUUUUAUCCUGUUCUCAUGAAUUUGUUUUUCCAUACUGUUUUCUCUGGUCUCAAUUACAGGUUGGAUCUCAUGAAAAAAAAAAGGAAAAAAAAAAA